This is a messenger RNA of Dictyostelium purpureum, 2007 nucleotides long. RefSeq lists its product as uncharacterized. Lineage: Eukaryota; Evosea; Eumycetozoa; Dictyosteliales; Dictyosteliaceae. Gene Ontology annotation, molecular function: protein binding. The coding region runs from base 1 to 2007 and encodes 668 amino acids. The transcript has 3 exons. The record is from RefSeq and is a predicted model, not a curated record.
AUGAUAAUCAAUAAUUCAAAUUUAGCAGAAUUAGUCGGAGGGAUUACAACUGCAGAGUCUCUUAAUUUAGCAAAUAAAAGUAUUCAAGCUAUUGAAGAUUUAAGUAGUUGCAUAGAUUUAAAGAAACUCGAUGUGUCCAAUAAUCAAAUUACUUCAAUCAAUGGUUUAAAAGAAAACUUAUCAUUAGAAUGGAUUAAUCUAUCAAAAAAUAAAUUAGAAAGAAUGAUCGAUGUUAAAACCUUAUCAAAAAUGAAAGGUACUACCAUAUUAGUUUUUUAUUAUAUAAAAUUUUUACUAAUAUUAAUUUUUUCAUUUUUUUUUUUAUUAGUUUUAAAUAUUUCAUAUAAUAAUUUAAAAAGAAUCGAAGGUUUAAUGAAAUUAUCAGAUUUAAGAGCAUUGGUUUUAAAUAAUAAUGAAAUUUUAAAAAUUGAAAACAUGGAAUUUGUUCCAAAAUUAAAUACUUUAGUUUUAUCAAAAAAUCAAAUAGAAGAUAUAUCCGGUUUAAAAUUCCUUAAAGAAUUAACAAAACUAUCAUUAACAAAUAAUAAUAUCAAACAUUUACCUGAUUUAAGUCAAAAUAUUUUAUUAAAAGAAAUUAAAUUAUCAAAUAAUAAAAUUUUUUCAAUUGAUGAAAAAUUUUCAAAUUGUCACAGUUUAUAUAUUUUAGAUUUAGCACAUAAUUUAUUAAAAGAUUAUAAAGAUAUUGAAGUCAUUACAAAAUUAAAGAAUUUAAAACAUUUAAAUUUAAUUGGUAAUCCAAUUGCAAGUUUACCAGAUUAUAAAGAAAAAAUGAAAGAGUUAUUCCCAACUUUAGAUUUAUUAGAUGGUAGACCAUUCUCUGAAAGAUCUGUAAAUAGAAAUAAUAAAAAGAAAGAAAAUAAAGUCAAAAAAGAAUCAAUUGAAAAAGAUAAAGAAAGAAAAAUUAUUAAAAGAGAGAAUGGUGAUGACACUAAUGAAGAAGCUAGCGAAGAUAAUCAAGAUAGUGAAAGAAAACCAUUCGAGAAGAAACCAUUCAAUAAAAAUAGAGAGGAUAAUCAAGAUGGAGAACAACAGCAAUUUGAUAGAAAACAAAAGAAACCAUUCGAAAGAAAACCAUUCAAUAAAAAUAGAGAAGAUAAUCAAGAUGGUGAACAAGGAGAAAGACCACAAAGAAAUAAAUCUGAUAAUAAAAGAAAAUAUACUCCAGAACAAUAUAAUAAUAAUACUAAUAAUGACGAACACGAACAAGAUGAUGAUGCUCCAGAAGAACUAUCAACUGAAAAACCAAAAGAUUUCAAAUUUUUAGUUAGAAUGAAAAAUUCAAAAGGUAAAUCAGUUCAAGCUAUAAAGAAACAACGUACAGAAACCGAAACAUUAAACACUGCAACCACAUCAACUCCAACUCCAACUCCAACUCCAACCCCAGCCACCAAACCAGCAGCACCAAAAGGUUUUUCACUUAUGGAAUUUUAUGGUGCCAAUAAUAAUUCAUCAGCAAGCAAUGAUAAUAAUGAUUCGGAUGAUGAUAUUAAAGUUGUAGGUGAUAAUCCAGUUCCAUUAUCUAAAUUAUUACCAUCAUCAGCAAACAAUGAUAAUAAUAAAAACAAUAAUAAAAAGAAACCGCAACCAAAAGAAUCAACAGCUAAAAAUAAUAAAAAACAAAAUAAUAAUAAAAAUGAAGAAAAGGAGAAACCAGUUGUUAAAAAAUCAAAACCAGCACCAAACAAAGAUGGUAAUGGAAAUGAAAAAGUUAAAGCAAAAGUAUCAAAACCAGCUCCACCCAAAAAAUCAUCCGAAACACCAAAGGAAAGUAGUAUUACAGAUAAAAUUUUCGGCUUUGAUAGUGAAGAUUGUCCUGUUGCCCCACCAAAGAAAAAACCAGCUGGUAUUGUUAGACCAGGCAUUUCAAACAAACAAUUAAUGGAAGGCAAUAACUUUACUUUGGACAUUAUCAAAACAAAUGAUAAACCAAAGGUUAAUAUUGUUUCUCAAUUAUCCAAUCAAUCAUCAGGUUUUUCAUGGGACUAA